AUUUGACUGAUCAAUAUUGUAAGUGGCGCACUUCCGGGCGCAAAACUUGAAAGAGUAAAAAAUACCAGAGCCGGGGCUGAGCUUGUUUUGAGCAAGCAAGUCAUACAGACUGUAAAAAAUGGCCCAAUCAACUGAUCACAAUAAGGCAUUUGAUGAGCUAUCACAAUCUUUUAAGGAGAGAAAAUUGUCAAUUUCAUCAAGUGGUAUCCGUGCCUUUACACUUGAAAACAAAGAAGGCAGUACAAUUCUUGAACUUAAAAGGUUAAAAGAAUGGCUACAAUCCCAAACCACAGAGUUGGAAACUGUUUUGCAAUUAAGAAAAACAAGAGAAUCUGAGAUAACAACAGAUGUCAGUCAUAGGAUAGUAGAAUUACAGAAGGAACUGUUGAAUGUUACAUCCUCAAAGUCACUUAAAGACCUUGUUCUUGAAAGAAUGCAAUGCAGUGAUGCAUUGUUGAACAUUCUUUUUCCGCGUGAAACCCCGUCUUCAGAAGUCAAACAUAGGCAAAAAUAUCUUGAUCUUGUGGAACAACAAAACAAACUAGUGACAGAGAUUCUAGGCCACCAGAAAGCUAUUCAGAGAACACAGAAAGAGCUGGACACAGUGAGACAAGAGGCCAUGGAGGUGAAAAGGGACAACCGUGAACUGAUGAGCAUGUACCAACGAAUAAAAUCAGAGAAUGAGAAAAAGAGAAUGAAAAAUAGCAGGCAAAAGGAAGAAGAAUCGAUACAAAAGGAACUUGACAAUAUUUCAUCAAAAAUAAUCAUUGCACAACAUGUUCUGCAAGCAUUGAUCAUAGGCAGUGGUGUCAAUUGGGCCAAAGAUAAACAGCUUCAGCAACUUCUACUAAGUCUGGGAGAAUCCCUAGAUUUUUCCCAGUAAAAGUGAACAAAAAAAUGACGUUAUUCAGAAAUCAGCGCUUUUUUACAUUGAUGUCUGAGUGAAAUUGAUAUAAUAUCUCUUUCUUGAUACCAUGUUAGCCUACUGUAUGUCUCCUUAAAUAGUAUUAUCUUCACCUCAUUAUCCUUCUUCACAUUCUCCUCAUCCCCUGUUUAUAAAUGUUGGCUUUUUCGAUAAAACCAUGUGACAUAAAAACAAUUCUAUAUACAUUCUUUAUUUUAAAAAUAAAUUUUUUUGAUCAAAAAGGAUUGAUUUACUACUUGAAUACCGUGAAACCUCGAAUAGGAGCACAAUGGGCUUAAUCUUGAGAAGAAGCCAUCUCAAAUUGAAGCCCCCCCCCCCUCUUUAGUUUGCAAAAUUAGCCUCGAAAAGAAGCCCAUCUUGAGACCAUGGGCUUCUUUUCAAGAUAGUA
Molecule: messenger RNA, 1313 nt
Organism: Anneissia japonica
Lineage: Eukaryota; Metazoa; Echinodermata; Crinoidea; Comatulida; Comatulidae
Exons: 7
Coding region: 119-883 (254 amino acids)
Biological process (GO): mitotic spindle organization; chromosome segregation; kinetochore assembly
Cellular component (GO): nucleus; kinetochore
Molecular function (GO): kinetochore binding
Source: RefSeq, a predicted model, not a curated record